Molecule: messenger RNA, 1314 nt
Organism: Linum trigynum
Lineage: Eukaryota; Viridiplantae; Streptophyta; Magnoliopsida; Malpighiales; Linaceae
Source: the annotation of a GenBank genome assembly
AUGGGGAGCCGAGACGGUGGUGAUGAAGCGAUGGCAGCGGCGCAGGAUGAGGAGGAGACCGGGAACGUGGUGGAAUCGUCUCCCGCAACUGGUGACGGUCGAGGUGGUGGGUCGUCAGACGUUGCGGGUUGUGGCGGGGACUCAGGCGGCGGAGGUGGAAGCGGGGGAGUGGUGGUGAACAGUAGGGUGAAGGGACCCUGGUCGCCGGAGCAAGACGAGGUGCUAGGUAAGUUGGUGAGCAAGUUCGGGGCAAGGAAUUGGAGCUUGAUCGCUCGGGGGAUUCCAGGCCGGUCCGGUAAAUCUUGCAGGCUUCGUUGGUGUAACCAGCUUGACCCUUGUUUGAAACGGAAGCCUUUCACUGAUGAAGAAGACAGAAUCAUCAUUUCAGCUCAUGCUGUCCACGGAAACAAGUGGGCAGUAAUCGCAAAACUACUCCCUGGUAGAACCGACAAUGCAAUUAAGAACCACUGGAAUUCAACUCUAAGGCGCAGAUAUUCUGAGCUACCAACAUUCAAACGUGCAGCUAUCAAUGGGAUGUUGAUGGAAAAUGGUAGCUAUGACAGAGCAAAGACAUCAUCUUCAGAAGAGACUCCUUCAGUUGGUGAAAGUAAUUCACUAAAGCCCAUUGAACAAAGAGAUGUUGCAAUGGAAGAAAGAACCCAGAUGGAUGAGGAGAUUUGUAAAACGCAGGAUGUAGUUCACUAUGCCGCCGUCAUAUCCCAGGAACAGCCUCCUAGCCUUCCUCGUCCUGUGGCAAGAGUCAGUGCAUUCAGUGUUUACGUUCCUCCCAAUGGCCGAAAAGCCAGCAGCCCAGCCUGUCGCACACGGCAAAUUCCAGACCAAGAACCUUUAAUCCAAGCUUCAAAAUCCGACUCUGGAAUUGGAAAGUUACUUGAAGGUAUUUGCAGCGAGCCGAUGGUUCCUUCAAAAUGUGGGUUUGGUUGCUGCUCAACACCAAGUGGUGGUAGCCAGUCUGGGAGCUCACUAUUGGGACCCGAGUUUGUCGACUAUGAAGACUCAUCACUCCCCUCUUUCUCAAGUCAUGAGCUAAUCUCGAUCGCCACAGAUUUGAACAACAUAGCUUGGAUAAAAAGUGGGAUUGAGAACAGUAAUAACAGUUCCUUACCAGGCAGUGCUGCUGCAAGCCCUAUCACCCCUCAAGCACCUUCACAAAUGGGAGUUCCUGAACAGAACUUCAGACAUGGCCAUAUGGACGGUCAAACCAAGUUUGUCGGAACGAUGGCAGAUCAUAUGUCGAACUAUAUGCCUGCUAGACCUUUAGCAAUGAGAGCUGAAGUCGAAAGCUUGAGCUAG